This is a messenger RNA of Haliotis rubra (blacklip abalone), 7665 nucleotides long. RefSeq lists its product as uncharacterized. Gene Ontology annotation, molecular function: protein binding. The transcript has 32 exons. The record is from RefSeq and is a predicted model, not a curated record. The coding region runs from base 51 to 7424 and encodes 2457 amino acids. NCBI's taxonomy places the organism in Eukaryota, Metazoa, Mollusca, Gastropoda, Lepetellida, Haliotidae.
CGAUCAGUGGGGAUUGCGGGUAGCCAUCUUGUCUAGAACUACAUUGUCACAUGCCUGGGAGCGGUGUGGGUGGAGUAUUUGUGCACGACUCUAGCAGGGGACAGGUAGAUUGGAAGACGAAGCAGACGACAAGUAGAAGCAGACGACAACUUUGCUGUGGGACCUUUCACUCGCCGGCAAUGGCGCAUACCACCUCGAAGAGACUCUCGGAUAUAUUUUCAAUCAGGAUUGUGGUGUUUCUACUGGUCGGAUAUUUAUUUGAAGGUUCUUCUAGCAGUGUUUGCACAAAAGGCGCCAGCAAGUUCAGCGGUGAUGGGACAACUUGCCAGGCAUGUUACACGGGCCCAUGUUGCAGUGACUACGUGAAGCCGAAGCCGAACUUUGAAAUGUCGUACCAAGUGAGUGAGUUGACCCCAGAUCAGGCCAGCAGUGAUGACGUUAUAUACCACGCCACAGCAUGUGUGUCUGGCGACUGCCCCUGUGACCACAUCGUGUACACACUGGAAGACGAUACUGACACGUUCAAGAUUGACCCUUCAACAGGUGACAUUCGGGUAUUGGACUCGUCAAGGCUCAAACGUCAACACUACACCGUCACCGUCAUUGCUGAAAACAAAGACGACACCGACACCAACGCCGUCGAGAUGACCUUGAGCAUCAAAUCCCUCGUUGGGGAGGCAAACGACGCCUACAACAAUGGCGACAACAACGGCUAUGACCACCACAUAUCGAAAAGAGCUGCUGGAACACCUCCGGCAAAUGUAACAUUUGAUCUCGUAAAACUGGCUCCCCACACCAACAAGACGGACAUGAAAGUUGGCCAGAAGAUUUCCUUUGAGCUGACCAUUACUUUCCCCACAAGCACAACCGACAUGUUAGUGGAGCUGUUCACCCCGGACAACGAGACGAUCAUCAUGAUGCUCUGUGGGGUGAACGUAGCAUCGAAGGGGACCAAUCUUCAAAUAGACGGAACUGAAGUGCCCGAGCUUCACAGUAUUGAAAAUAACCUAUAUAUUGAUCGCGCCGUCAUCAACCUCGGCAACGUGACCAACAGCGGGGCUGACACAACAGAUAUAAAGCAGAGCCAGAUCGUCAUCAACUACGACGCAGUGAUGCUGGACACCGUUCCCAGCAACGGCAGCAAGUAUUGGGUGAGCGCCGGCGCCGAGUACAACUACGAAGCCGACGUAUGGGUUGGUCAAGCCAGCUUUACCUGCAUCAUUGAUGUUGAGACAUUCCCAACCACACCAACCAUCAACUUCACUGGUCCCGACCAGAUGAGCAUAGGAAGUUCGGCCGUAUUCAGAGUGGACAUAUACAUGCCGUACCCCGCAGUCACACUCAGCUUUGACGCGUUUGCUCCCCUCAACACCAGCAACGUCAUGUCCAUCUGCGCCGUAAAAGGCAAGGACGUCGCCGUCAACUACGACUGCGGCUUCGACAUAACAUCCCCUACUCACACGCUUCACAAAGAAGGCAAUACCAAGGGCAACUCUCGGGCUCGCCUUGAAAUUGGCAAGGCUAUUAAUAAAGGUAUGAGGGAGAAUGGCAAUCCAACCGCCGACAAUCGCCUGACCCUUGAGUUCGUAGCUCACCUGUUCGAAGACGAUUCAUUUGUGGGGCAGGAUUACUGGUUGGGAGCAGCGUUGGAGAUAGGAACCAACCAGAUCUGGGCAGGGCAGCUCAAGAUCGCCGCCACUGCCAAAGUGGCCGGAAGUUCAACGGGAGUCACCUUCCCUGCGCCAGCUGCUGUGACUGACAAGACCUCCGAGAGUACGCCCGUCAUCAUUGAAGCUGUGGCAGAGCUACCUGAAUCUUCCACGAAUUCAUACAGACUUGAAGUUCUGGGACCGUUGGAUGCUUCCCAAAACCCCUUGCUGCAAGUGUGCAGCGUGCGGGUGUCCUUCGCCGGCAAUCACCUUCCAUGCGUUGACCUUGAACUGGAAGCUGAGUAUAAAAUCAGGAAAGCCGGUGGUACGGUCGUGGAUUCUGCUACCUUGGACUUGAAACGAGUCACCAACGUCGGCCAGUGGUCAUCUAUCAACACAACUGCUGAUUCCAACAUGGUUAAAUUUCAAGUCUUGGUCAAAGGAACAAACAUUUCGUUAACUGGCGCUCCGCACAAUGUUGACAUAGCUCUCUAUGUGGAAGAUACCCAACUAAACCUCCACCAAGUUUCCAUUGACGUUGAGGCUUCCGCAGCGUCUGCUGAUGUCGCGAAUGACAGCGUUCCCACAAUGAAAAUGCAAUACACGUCCGGUGGCGAGAACGUGUAUGUUGGGAGCGCCAGUAAAGUAGCUCUUGAAAUAACCACAGCGAGAAAUGUCUUACUCCCCGUCAUGGACAUCGAGUUCAUCAUGCCCAACGACACCACCGGCGACGGCCACUCCCCGAUAACUAUUUGUAGGACCGAAGUCACCUCAGCUGGCAAGAACCUUCCUUGUGCAACGAAAUCUGCUGUAAACAAAGCUGUACAAUACGCGUACAAGUACGUGGAGGGGCUGAGUGAUCGAACAAUCAUCAACAUGGCUUCGCUGUGCAACUUUGAGGUGAUGAACGAUACCGCUGAGGACAAGAUGGUCCUGGAAACAGUGGUGCAGGUGCACGACCACUCCUCCUUCAGCACCAACGCCAGCCAGCACUGGAUCAGCGCGGGGGUCAUGUUCUCCGAGAAAAUGAUGUGGGUGGGACAGCUAGGGCUCAAUGCCCUGACCACCACGGGCUUAGAGGCGGCUACACCGCCGUACAUAACGUAUAUCAACAACGGAAGCGCACAGACCCUGGUUGGCUACGCUGCAGUCUACACCCUCAUCAUCAAAACAGCACCCACCGACAGCGCAUACUACACCAUCAACAUCACCACCAGCGACGCCAAACUCAGCAUUUGCUCCGUCCGUAUCAUCGCCAAGGGUUACAACUUGCCUUGCGUCAAGGAAGACGUGAAAAGCGUGUUGUCCAAGGACUCUCCAAGUGGCCCUAACAAUAAAGCUUCACUGGAUAUGGGCAUGUUCUCCAAUGUCGGCACGUCAACACUUAUCUCGUCCCCAACGUUCGACGACAACACCGUCAUGGUAGAAAUCGUCGUUCAGUUGUCGAAAGACGCCACCAACGGUGGCAGUCACGACUUUGAUAUCUUGACCACGUACGGAACGCAAACCAAUUCUCAGACUGUAACCGUCCAGGCAACCACGAGCACCGCAGGCAUCAAUACGACUGUGAACAACGCUUCUACCAUCUCCAUUGGGGUCCUUCCGAUCACUAACACCGACAACUCCAGCGAUAUCAACAAAGGACAGGCCAAGAGGAUAUUCCUAGACAUCUUCGUCCCCCUGUCAGUGACCCAGGAACUGACCGCUAAGGUCAUGGCCCCAAUCGCUCUGAAAGAUGUUCUUCAGGUCCGCUAUAUGGGGCUGUUGGAAAAAGGAGACAACAUGCCCUGUCUUUCUCAUUCCCAGACUACAGUUGAUUAUAUUAACAGAACCCUGGGGACGAACAGUGAUUUCGCCAUUGCUUCGCUGGGAUUAGGCUUUGUCUGCAACAUCGGUUUGGACAAAGUUGACACCAUGGCUAACAGGAUCCGCUUGGAGGCUGUAAUUCGGGUACUGAAGAACGCAACUGUCAAUCUCGGGGAUAAGAUCACGCUCAGCGGCAGCCUCAAUACUAACGACCAGCAGAUCGCCAUCGUGCAACACGAUCUCACCAUCGUCGACAGCUUCACAGACAUCCUGCCGGAGAACAUGACCCUGUUGAACGAUACGGCAAUCAAAGUAAAUGUGACGGAAGAUCCUAUCUAUAUGAAGAUCAACGAGGAGAAGACCAUCCCGAUUCAGCUUAUGAUUCCUCCGUUUGUUACCACUAUUGUCAAAUUCGACGUCGAUUUACCUCUUAACGACUCUGCCGUCAUGACCUUCAAAAGCCUCAAGGUCACCGGAAGCGGCAUCAAUCUAGCGGGCUAUGGUUACUCUGAAGAACUGACGAUUACAGAGAAAUCUACGCGCAAUUCGUCUCAGAUUGACAAGGCAUACGUUGAUAUGGGCAUCGUAACUAACUCCGGUUCGACUCAUCGUAUUGACCAACAGCAGUAUGACGAUGACAUCAUCAGCAUGGACCUGACUUUGGUGAUGGCUGACUCCGCGGCGAACACCAACGGUUCCGAGCACUGGAUCAGCCUUGGCGUGAAAAUAGGAAUAUAUAUUGUAAUCCUGGAACACAAGGUCGUCACGCUGCGAGACGGGACUGAGAAGCCUUGCAUUGAGUUCACCGGAGAAGUGGAUUAUUCUGGUUCUACCACCACCCAAGUUGUCAUCAACGGCCUGUUGCGACACGACAACGAGUCGACGGCCGAGAGCAUCGACAUGACUGCGUUACUGCUGUUCCCCCCAUUCCUGCAGUUCAGCUCUCUCACCAACCUCAACGACAGCAGAAUCGACUGCUCGGAAACACACGACGACAACAUGAUGAAACUUCAGUGUAGUGCGUUCUACUUCACCGACGUCCUCGCCUUCACCGUCGCCCUGGGUCAACAUCCCACCUACAAGGUCCCUACCACGGUCCAGGGUCUCAACACCGUCAUCACCCUAGCCACGGCUGCCAAGACGCACCUCCGCGCUGUCAACACCUACAACGACCAAGUGGACUUCUCGUGCAACAUGAACUACGUCAACCACACCGUCACUGUAGUACAGAAAACAGCGACUACCUGCACCGUGACGUCUCUGUUGACGGGAUCCGGCAUCCUUGACGGCCGUAUCUCCGGCUCGCCAGACCACUACACCGGGGGUGAACCCGUCAACGGACGCAUCGGUGGAACAGGGUUCUCUCCCUUUGUACGAUAUGGCACUCUGAAGCAGCAGAGGUACUUCCAAGUGUACAUUGGCAACAAAGCGUCAAUUCAGAAAAUCAAAGUGGCAGCAGGAAGCGGUGCCGGUUUCGGGUCAACGGUCACCAAGAUCAAGCCCGCGUUCAGCAAUGACGGAUACGCAUGGAUUGAAGGCACCGAGAUCCCUGUCCCGUCUGUGCCGUCCGAGGUGACGGUUGGAGACUCGGUGGAAUCCCGUUACAUCAGAAUCUACAUCGUCGACGACAGCGACUCGACGAAGAAAUUGGGCGUGACCUUCGACCUUAUGGGCUGUCUUACAACCAAUGACGUCGCUUUAGCGGACCCCGACAAAGGAGUCUACGAAAAGAGCAUCACAAACACAGAUUGGCACAGGAGCGGCUUCCUGCACGAUGGUAGCAACCUCUUCGUGUGCGACGCCGCAGUUGAGGACGGACUGAAACAGGCCUGCUACAAAACAGCCGACGGUGACACAUGGAAACGCAUGGAUGAGCGCCUCGGGUGUAUGAUCGGACACGAUCCCAACAAAGGAGAAGUCUACGCUCUGGGCAACGAUGGCGUCUCCUACAUGAGCAGCGAAGACAACGGUGACACAUGGGCUUCUGUCCGCAAAGAGAAGUUCGACACCGCUAAAGCAACAUCCUCGUUCAAGGAACCUAAGAAAGUGAAGUGGGAGGAAAACGCCGCCUUGCAAGCCGCUAAUCCUGACGCUUCCUUAACUGACGGGAACUGGGGAGGUCAUUCGCAUUUGUCUCUCAACGGCAUGAUGGCCUCCACAUGUGUAUCACAAGAGGAUGUACAAGCUAAAGCAACGAUGACAGAAGUCAUGGAAGAAUUCACAAAGGAGUUUCAUACUCAACUAACUGAAAUGAGAGAGCAAGGGCUAUUUUGUGACGUACUGAUCAACUUUCCUGACGAAGGUAAAAAGAUAUAUGUUCACAGAGCCGUGAUGGCGAGUUGCAGUCUUUACUUUCGUGCUCUCUUUACUUCGCAAAUGAAAGAAUCGUGUCAGGCAGCAAUUGAAAUUCCAGGAAUUCGACAUGCAGAUAUGGAGGCUAUUGUAAUGUACGCUUACACUAGACAUGCAAAUCUUAACUCAAAUAAUAUUGAGAACGUGUUGUGCGUUGCCGACAGACUUCAUGUGUUUGGGCUUGUGAAGAUCUGCAGUGAUUUCUUGCGUGAAAGCCUGUGCGUUGAGAACUGUAUAGGAAUAAUGAGAUUGGCGCAAUAUUUCAACUGUCAGAAUCUAGCGAAGGAAUCUGUGUUGUUCGUUUUGAAAAAUAUAGCUCACGUAGUUUCGAGAAACUCCGAAUUUCAGAGUCUGAAUAUAGACGAAUUGUGCGAACUUCUACAAGCGGAUGAACUCAAUUUUCCCGAAGAGGACGAAGCGGUGCAUGCGAUCAUGAACUGGGUAAAAUUCGACGAGAAGGCCCGUAAAAAACAUUAUCAUAGGCUUUUGUCCUCCAUCAGACUUGGCCUUGUUAGAGCGAGGACAUUCGAGGACUGUCUUCUCAGGAAUGUGGACAUUCUAAAGUCACCAGAAUGUGCAGCAAUUGUGAAGAAGGGCUCCAAACUGUGUGAAAUCAACCAGCAAUGUCGGAUUCCUUUCCUCCAAGGAACGUCGAACCCCAUGCUCCGUCCAAGAGUGCCACACGAGGUCAUAUUCGUCCUGGGUGGCUGGUGCCAAGAUGGCGUGUGCGGCCUCUUCGAAACCUACGACGACCGUGCAGACCGCUGGUAUCGCAACGUCAAGCUGAACUUUGACCAGAACAUCGCCUACCACGCUUUAGUCGCUCUUGAUCAAAACAUCUACGUGGUAGGGGGGUACACAGCGACGAAAUAUUUAAACACGACUCGAAAAUUUGAUUGUCACAGCAAGGUGUGGAAGGAAGUUGCGCCAAUGCAUGCAAAACGGUGCUACGUGUGCGCAGCGGCCCUGAAUGGUCACGUGUACGCUUGUGGGGGAUUUGACGGGUUCGUCCGACACAGUUCGGUGGAGUACUACAACCCUACACGGAAUCAGUGGGCAGUUGCUGCUAGUAUGAGACACGUCAGGAGUGACGCAGGGGCGAGUGCCCUGGGGGGGAAGCUGUAUGUUGGGGGCGGCUUCAAUGGCCAGCAGUGUCUGGACACAGCGGAGGUGUACGACCCCAACACUGACCAGUGGUCAGACUUGGAGUCACUGUCCUCUCCUCGGAGCGGGGUGGCACUGGUCAGGUAUCGGAGGGCGGUCUACGCUAUUGGAGGAUUCAGUGGAAAUCGGAGAUUAAAAACAGUUGAGAAGUACGACCCCCGUCUGUCACACUGGGUGUUGGUAGCCGACAUGGGCAUCGGCAGGAGCAACUUCGCUGCCACCGUCUGUGACGGCCUCCUCUUCGCAAUUGGCGGUUACGACGGGACGUCAACAACUGCACAGGUCGAAUGUUACGACAUCUACGAGGACGAGUGGUUCUCCUCUUCACCCCUGUUGACUGGUCGGAGCGCAACCAGUGCGUGCACCGUCCUUGACCUACAGAAUGUACGGGACUACACGUACUAUGGCCGAGAUCCCAAGUUCAUCUGCUCCAACAUCAGGAACUAUGAUUAACCCAUUAGUGUCAUGCCAUGAAGCCGAGCUGCACUGAAAACAGUAAAAUCGCCAACCAACAUUGACUGGCAGAUGUAUGACGUGUCGACCUAAUAAUGGCUUCUCUGUGUAUGUUUCGAUGCCUUAACACCAACGUCUGUUAUAUCAAACAAAUUAUCAAGCAUAGGUGUCUGGAGAAAUAACGGACUCCGAGUAAAAUGGCGAUUUCUCAAUAAAGAAAUCACUCUUAACGAAUUCCAAA